Molecule: messenger RNA, 1371 nt
Organism: Plasmodium gonderi
Lineage: Eukaryota; Apicomplexa; Aconoidasida; Haemosporida; Plasmodiidae
Exons: 1
Coding region: 1-1371 (456 amino acids)
Source: RefSeq, a predicted model, not a curated record
AUGUGUGAGCGGUUAUACAGGAAAAUAAAAGAAUUUGAAUGUGAAUCGAACAUGUACAUAUCAAACAACAAAGUACUUUUCGAAAGUAUACAUAAAUUGAUGAAAGAAGGAAUACCUGUAAUCCCCAGCGCGUACUACAUAAACGAUAAAGAAGUUGUAGACAGAGAAACGAACAGAUAUGUUCUAACGAAAUAUAUUUACGAUGUAGAUGAUAUUAUAUACAAAGUUGAAGCACAUUCUAAGAUAAAAGUUGAAAAGGAAACUAAUUUAAGAGUAAAAUUUCUAGAUCAAGUAUAUUUAAAAGAUAAUGAAGUGGAAGACAUUUAUAAAGACGAUAAAUAUAAUAUACUAGAUUCGAUACAAAUAUACGUGUCUCAUAACCAUUUUGAAAAUUUAUGGAAUGAAAACACGAUGCAAUAUUUCCUCAGUUGUUAUCAUGAUGAACACAAUUUCAAAAUACACACGCAUAUACUUGAAAAAGAAGAAUUUGGGUAUGAUUUACAAAUAGAAUUAUAUGAAAUUCCAAAAACUCCAGAAAAAAUAUAUCUUGUUGCAAAUCAUUUAUCAAAAAUUAGAGAAGCUUUGCAAUGUGGCACUUUGAUGCAUUUUUUCCUUACAAAAGCUCAUCUUCAGGAAAAUUCUUUUGUUAAAUUUAUUAUUCGAAGAAAUGAAGUUAUAUAUCUUUUAAAGAAAAAUGAUUACAUUUUAGUUGUUCUUUCUGCACAUUACCCGGACAUACAUGACAAGUACAUUGUUUUGGGUCUGUGCAAAAAUAUUCAUGCCACAACCAAAUCAAUGGAUUUGCAUGGAAACUUGGAUUUCUCUUUUUAUGCAGAUUUUCCAUCUCACUUGGUAUCAUCGGAUUUUUUUGUUUAUGAUAGCAGCGACGAGGGUAACUAUGACAAGCCGUCUAUCGAUGCAGUAUCGGAAGGAGUAGACAAAACAGAUGUAGAUAAAGAUGUAGAUGUAGAUAAAGAUGUAGAUGUAGAUAAAGAUGUAGAUGAAGAUGUAGAUGUAGAUGAAGAUGAGGAUGAAGAGGCGAUCCAAUCGGAAGAACAUGGAGGGGUGGCCAAUUCAAAUUUGCAUCUUCCAAAUGGCCACUCAGGUUAUGAGGAUGAUACAGAUCGUCAUGAUGCAUCUAGGAAAAGGAAAGAUAUUACAGAACACCCAGAGGAAGAAAUUAACGGAAGGGGCGUUCCGAAUGUCGGAUUUGUAGCUAUCAAAAUGGACUCUAAAUUAUUCAGUGGGUGUAAAGAUUUCACAGAGUUGAUUCAGAUAUCCAGUAGAGUCUCUCACAUUAUUGUUUCUUUUCGAGAUUUUCUGAACAAUGCUUUGGUGCUCUACCGAAUGAGAACCCGCAGGGCCGUCUGA